CAUUCAUUGGUGUCAGUGGGAGGAAUAUUACCCCAUCAUUGGGGGUCAGUGGGAGGAAUAGUGCCCCAUAAUUGGUGUCAGUGUGGUGGAAUUAGUACCCCAUCAUUGGUGUCAGUGGUAGGAUUAGUGCCCACAUCAUUGGUUUCAUGUGGAAGUAAUAGUGCCCCAUCAUUGGUGUCAGUGGGAGGAAUAGUGCCCCAUCAUUGGUGUCAGUGGGGAGGAAUAGUGCCCCAUCAUUGGUGUCAGUGGGAGUAAUAGUGCCCCAUCAUUGGUGUCAGUGGGAGGAAUAGUACCCCAUCAUUGGUGUGUCAGUGUGGAAGGAAUAGUGCCCCAUCAUUGGUGUCAGUGUGGAGGAAAUAGUGCCCCCAUCAUUGGUGUCAGUGUGGAAAGUAAAAGUGCCCCAUCAUUGGUGUCAGUGGGAGGAAUAGUGCCCCAUCAUUGGUGUCAGUGGGAGGAAUAGUGCCCCAUCAUUGGUGUCAGUGGGAGGAAUAGUGCCCCAUCAUUGGUGUCAGUGGGAGGAAUAGUGCCCCAUUAUUGAUGUCAGUGGGUGGAAUAGUGCCCCAUCAUUGGUGUCAGUGGGAGGAAUAG
This is a messenger RNA of Staurois parvus, 588 nucleotides long. NCBI's taxonomy places the organism in Eukaryota, Metazoa, Chordata, Amphibia, Anura, Ranidae. The record is from the annotation of a GenBank genome assembly.